AUGGGCGACAUGGCCAACAGUUCCAUCGAGUUCCACCCCAAGCCCCAGCAGCGGGAGGCCCCCCAUGCAGGAGGCUUUGGGUGCACACUGGCUGAACUGCGCUCCCUCAUGGAGCUCCGAGGGGCCGAAGCACUGCAGAAGGUCCAAGAAGCUUAUGGGGAUGUCAGCGGUCUCUGUAGGAGGCUGAAGACCUCGCCCACAGAGGGCCUGGCUGACAAUGCCAGUGACUUGGAGAAGCGCAGGCAGAUCUAUGGGCAGAACUUCAUCCCACCCAAGCAGCCCAAGACCUUCCUGCAGCUGGUGUGGGAGGCCCUACAAGACGUAACCCUCAUCAUUCUAGAGGUAGCUGCCAUCGUCUCCCUGGGUCUGUCGUUCUACGCACCACCAGGCGAGGAGAGUGAAGCAUGUGGGAAUGUGUCAGCUGGGGCAGAAGAUGAAGGAGAGGCCGAGGCUGGCUGGAUCGAGGGAGCAGCCAUCUUGCUGUCUGUCAUCUGUGUGGUAUUGGUCACGGCCUUCAAUGACUGGAGCAAGGAGAAGCAGUUCCGAGGCCUGCAGAGCCGUAUAGAGCAGGAACAGAAGUUCACAGUCAUCCGGAAUGGGCAGCUCCUCCAGGUCCCCGUGGCUGCACUGGUGGUAGGGGACAUCGCCCAAGUCAAGUAUGGAGACCUGCUGCCUGCCGAUGGUGUGCUCAUCCAGGGCAACGACCUCAAAAUCGAUGAGAGCUCCCUGACAGGAGAAUCAGACCACGUGCGCAAAUCAGCCGACAAAGACCCCAUGCUGCUCUCAGGCACUCAUGUCAUGGAAGGUUCUGGAAGAAUGGUGGUGACAGCUGUGGGUGUGAACUCCCAGACAGGCAUCAUCUUCACCUUGCUUGGAGCAGGUGGAGAGGAGGAGGAGAAGAAGGAUAAGAAAGGCAAGCAGCAAGAUGGAGCGAUGGAGAGUAGCCAGACCAAAGCUAAGAAGCAGGAUGGGGCAGUUGCCAUGGAAAUGCAGCCCCUGAAGAGUGCAGAGGGCGGGGAGAUGGAGGAGCGGGAGAAGAAGAAAGCCAACGUGCCCAAGAAGGAGAAGUCGGUCCUGCAGGGCAAGCUCACCAAACUGGCUGUGCAGAUUGGGAAAGCAGGGCUAGUGAUGUCUGCCAUCACCGUCAUUAUCCUGGUCCUCUACUUUGUGAUUGACACCUUCGUUGUGGAGGGCCGGGCGUGGCUGGCAGAGUGCACACCGGUCUAUGUGCAGUACUUCGUGAAGUUCUUCAUCAUCGGUGUCACUGUGCUGGUUGUGGCUGUCCCGGAGGGCCUGCCUCUUGCUGUCACCAUCUCCUUAGCUUACUCUGUCAAGAAAAUGAUGAAGGACAACAACCUGGUCAGACACCUGGAUGCCUGUGAGACGAUGGGCAAUGCCACAGCCAUCUGCUCAGACAAGACAGGCACACUCACCACCAACCGUAUGACCGUGGUCCAGUCCUACCUCGGGGACACCCACUACAAAGAGAUUCCGGCCCCCAGCACCCUGACCCCCAAGAUACUCGACCUCCUGGUCCACGCCAUCUCCAUCAACAGUGCCUACACCACCAAAAUACUACCUCCAGAGAAGGAAGGUGCCCUCCCACGCCAAGUGGGCAACAAGACAGAAUGCGCUCUGCUGGGCUUCAUCCUGGACCUGAAGCGGGACUUCCAGCCUGUGCGGGAACAGAUUCCAGAAGAUAAGCUUUACAAAGUAUACACCUUCAACUCAGUCCGCAAGUCCAUGAGCACAGUCAUCCGCAUGUCCGAUGGUGGCUUUCGCCUCUUCAGCAAGGGUGCCUCAGAGAUCCUGCUGAAAAAGUGCACUAACAUCUUAAACAGCAAUGGUGAACUGCGAGGCUUCCGCCCUCGGGACCGGGACGACAUGGUGAAGAAGAUCAUCGAGCCAAUGGCUUGCGAUGGUCUUCGCACUAUCUGCAUUGCCUACCGGGACUUCUCUGCCACCCAGGAGCCUGACUGGGACAAUGAAAAUGAAGUUGUGGGUGAUCUCACCUGCAUAGCCGUCGUGGGCAUCGAGGACCCUGUGCGGCCUGAGGUCCCUGAAGCUAUCCGAAAAUGCCAGCGUGCUGGCAUUACAGUCCGAAUGGUGACCGGGGACAACAUCAACACCGCUCGGGCCAUUGCAGCCAAGUGUGGCAUCAUCCAGCCUGGGGAGGACUUCCUGUGUCUGGAGGGGAAGGAGUUCAACAGGAGGAUCCGCAAUGAGAAAGGCGAGAUAGAACAGGAGCGUCUGGACAAGGUGUGGCCCAAGCUGAGGGUCCUGGCGCGAUCGUCUCCCACAGACAAGCACACACUAGUCAAAGGGAUCAUUGACAGCACCACUGGCGAGCAGCGGCAGGUGGUGGCCGUGACUGGGGAUGGCACGAACGAUGGGCCAGCCCUCAAAAAGGCAGAUGUGGGCUUCGCCAUGGGCAUCGCAGGGACUGAUGUGGCCAAGGAGGCCUCGGACAUCAUCCUGACUGAUGACAACUUCACCAGCAUCGUCAAGGCAGUCAUGUGGGGCCGCAACGUCUAUGACAGCAUCUCCAAGUUCCUGCAAUUCCAGCUGACAGUCAAUGUGGUGGCUGUGAUCGUGGCCUUCACAGGCGCCUGCAUUACUCAGGACUCUCCUCUCAAAGCUGUGCAGAUGUUGUGGGUGAACUUGAUUAUGGACACAUUUGCCUCUCUGGCCCUGGCGACAGAGCCACCCACUGAGUCGCUGCUGCUGCGGAAGCCAUAUGGCCGAGACAAGCCCCUGAUCUCCCGAACCAUGAUGAAGAACAUCCUAGGCCAUGCGGUCUAUCAGCUCACCAUCAUCUUCACGCUGCUGUUCGUGGGAGAGCUUUUCUUCGACAUCGACAGUGGGAGGAAUGCACCCUUGCAUUCACCACCCUCGGAGCACUACACCAUCAUCUUCAACACCUUCGUCAUGAUGCAGCUUUUCAAUGAGAUCAAUGCCCGAAAGAUCCAUGGUGAGCGCAAUGUCUUCCAUGGCAUCUUUGGCAACCCCAUCUUCUGCACCAUUGUCCUCGGCACCUUUGCAAUCCAGAUUGUCAUCGUCCAGUUUGGUGGAAAGCCCUUCAGCUGCUCCCCCCUGUCCACGGAGCAGUGGCUCUGGUGCCUGUUUGUUGGCGUUGGGGAGCUGGUCUGGGGACAGGUCAUCGCCACCAUUCCCACCAGCCAGCUCAAGUGCCUGAAGGAAGCAGGGCACGGACCUGGGAAGGAUGAGAUGACCGACGAGGAGCUGGCCGAGGGGGAAGAAGAGAUUGACCAUGCCGAGCGGGAGCUCCGCAGAGGCCAGAUCCUCUGGUUCCGGGGACUCAACCGGAUCCAGACACAGAUGGAGGUAGUGAGUACCUUCAAGAGAAGCGGUUCAUUUCAGGGUGCCGUGCGCCGGCGGUCUUCAGUCCUCAGCCAGCUCCAUGACGUAACCAAUCUUUCUACCCCUACUCACGUAAUUCUCUCUGCUGCCAAUCCCACCAGUGCCGCUGGGAAUCCGAGUGGUGAAAGCAUUCCGUAGCUCGCUCUAUGAAGGCCUAGAGAAACCGGAAUCCAAGACUUCCAUCCAUAACUUCAUGGCAACGCCUGAAUUUCUGAUCAAUGACUACACCCACAACAUCCCGCUCAUAGAUGAUACGGACGUGGAUGAGAACGAGGAGCGCCUGCGUGCCCCCCCACCCCCAUCCCCUAAUCAGAACAACAACGCCAUAGACAGCGGCAUCUACCUGACCACGCAUGGCACCAAGUCAGCUACCUCGUCAGUGUUUUCUUCCAGACCCGGGAGUCCACUCCACAGCGUGGAGACAUCUCUCUAAGCAUAACUGCUCUCCGCACACACACCCCUGCACACAUGGGCACCCAGGCAGGACACACAAGCCUGCAAGGAGGGCACAGCCAAGGAGGUUGAAGAUGUUGCUCACACAGUACUUGCAAGAAGCCAAUCCAUUCAAGGCUUCUUACCUAGGACCAAGGAAAUGGAAGAGGAGGAAGGAAAAACAAGAGAACAAGAAGAGCUGUGUUCCCCCCUUUUUUUCUAUCAAAGCUUUUUUUUAGUGAACACUACAAUGCCACCAGAUGUUUGUCAUUUGGGCUGUGUUGUGGGGGAGGCUGUUGGUUUUGGUUUGUUGGGAACUUCGUUGCACCCACUGGACAGCAAUUAGACAAACAGAUUCAUACAAAAGGAAAACAGGCCAAGCACUGCUUUGCAGGGCUGGGAAGGAUGCUCCUAACCAGACAGCCCGCCAGAGGGAGCCGCCUGCAAACAUACUGGAACCGCCAAGCACCCCAUCCCCAGAACACAUGUGCAGUCUGUGUGUGUGUGUGUGUGUGUGUGUGCGUAUAGACAUAUACGUACAUAUAUGACCAGAUGCAUAUUUAAAGAAUAAGGAACUAUUUAUUGGCAUGAAUUUCCAUUCCUCUUAUCAGGUGUUUUUAUUUUGAAAUUUCAUUAUUUAUUGUGGCAGGGUUGUUUUUUUUUCCAGGGAACUAGACUGCAAGAGUAUCUUUUUGAUUGCUUGCCCCAUCCCUGACUCCCCUGCUCCUCCCCUUUGUUCUCCCUCCUCCUGGCACAUUCCUGGCAAAGUCACCAUUGAGAUUCCCAGUAGAAGGUCAGGGGAGAGAAGGACGUGGUUAAAGUGAAAGAAGUUACAAUUGGAACAUUUUCACUUUGAGGCCCCUGCUUAUAGAGGGGAAAACAUCAUUUCAAUGGAAUUUUUAUUUAAAAGGAAAAUACCAAAGUAUUAUUGAAAAAGAUCCCUUACAGGAGGUAGAAGGGGGAGUUUCGCUUUCAGUUUCAUUUCAACUCCAAGUGCUGAAUUCCGGCUGGUGGGCUUUCUUUGUCUUCAAUUCAACCUCAAGAGCAUGAAGCUCUGCCCCCUGCCGCCUGUGACCCCAUGGGGGAACCCAGAAUGGGGAGGGGGCAGUGACAAGAGUCAGCCAGAAAGCAGAGGAAGAGGUACCAUCAAAAUCCAAGAGAAGCUGACUCAGCUGCAAUGCAGACCCCAGCCCUCUCGGCGCCUCCAACUAGACUCUCACUCUUUGCUUUGGCAAAUGCCAACAAUUUGUUGCUGAGGCUCCCAUAAAGCAACUGGGAAAAAUUCUCAGUCACAACUUGCCAAAGCACUCUUCUGACCCCAGUCUUCUCAUUCAAAGACAACUAUGACCCAUGACAACAUGCAUUUGUGUCUGCAGCCACCUACAGAGACAUCAGGGAAACAGAUGCUGAAGCAAAAGCCCCUGGGAGCCAUGGCACCUCGUGGCUGUUGCUCUAAUCACACCUGUGGCCCUUUCUCGUGAGUCUGAAAGGCUGAGGAGGUCAGCUGCACUGCAUCAGCUGAACACCUGGUCUGCAGGUGGGGAGAGCUGGCCCUAGGCUCCCCAAGGAGCCUCUUCUUGCAGUGUGGGCACCCAGUGAGCCAAGCCUCAGUUUCCCCCAAAUGCACAUUAGCCAGGGAGGGAAAUGCAAAAAAAAAAAAAAGCAGCAAUGGUUCUUCUACCAUCUGAAUGCAUCUGUCUCACAUUUUUCAGGGAGGCAGUUGGGGUCCAACCACGGUUCCUCCAAUGUACCUGUUGGCUUGGGCCUGAGACUGAGCCACUGGAGGUCAGCUGAGAACUGAGUGUCAUAGGGUCAGAAUGGAAACCGCAGGUGCAGAUGGGCACAUUCAACAACUGAGCAGCAGCUGGACUGGUAGCAAGUCUGGUCCGCCCAUCACGCCCCUCCUCCGGCACCCACACGCGGGUCCUGUCUUACCUCCACCUGUAUCUGUGAGCAUCCAUGCUGGGACUCCGCCAUUAACAUGAAUGCCAUGUUACCCCUGAGCAGGAGUAGUCAAAUCUCGGGCAAAGGAAUUUCGGUUAGAAAAGAAAACCCCACUUAAAAUGCCAGCUACAGAUAACUUAAAGCCAUCCCUUUUUUCCAAAGGGCACUCUGAGAAUGUUACCCAUUUGUAAAUUGUUCCCUAUGUCCUUGUUAAACAACCACAACAAAAAGGGCAACUCAAUUUGCUGAGGGUCUGUGUGUUCUUAAACAAGAAAUAAAAUUGGAAACAUUUCAAUUGAAGAAGAUAAGCUCCAUAACGCUACACUCAUGGGCUUCUUUUCACUCUCUGUUGUAGACACACUGAUAGAACAAAUGGUCCAUAUGUAUUUAAACAACCCUCGCUGCUGCUGUACAAAGUUGCCUACUGUACAUGUCAAUUGUUAGUCCCUAGAUUGCCUAUCCGUGGAGUGUAUGGUUCAGAAAAGGGGGGCUGUGACCUCUGAUCGUUGCUCUGAUUUCUGUAGUUUUCAGGCCAAGGGACCUGUCUCAUCAGGGAGCCCCUCUCUAUAAAACAUUAUAUUAUAUGGAAUGGCUUGGUCCACUGUGUUCAGUUAUUAAAUGUUUUACAUUUUUAUCUGCCUGUUAUAAAGAUAAACAAAAAUAUCUUAAUGAGGAAGACCACAGAUGCAUAAUUUAAAGUCUGUAGUUGAACUUCCUAAUUAAAGAAUAGACCAAAAUUUCUGUGUAUAAAAAAAA
This is a messenger RNA of Phyllostomus discolor (pale spear-nosed bat), 6513 nucleotides long. It is a transcript of the gene ATP2B3, whose product is annotated as ATPase plasma membrane Ca2+ transporting 3. Gene Ontology annotation, biological process: calcium ion transmembrane transport; regulation of cytosolic calcium ion concentration. The coding region runs from base 1 to 3519 and encodes 1172 amino acids. Gene Ontology annotation, molecular function: PDZ domain binding; ATP hydrolysis activity; ATP binding. The record is from RefSeq and is a predicted model, not a curated record. The transcript is spliced from 21 exons. Gene Ontology annotation, cellular component: intracellular membrane-bounded organelle; membrane. NCBI's taxonomy places the organism in Eukaryota, Metazoa, Chordata, Mammalia, Chiroptera, Phyllostomidae.